ACAUAAGAAUCAAGUUACAUACAUCCUCCCAAGCAUGAAACACCUGCACUCACCGUGUUACUUCUUAGAAACACUACUCAACCUCCUUGUUUUGUGUUCUGGCUUUUCCCUGAUUAGAAGAUUGGAACUAUCUCACUUUCUUUCGUCACUUUACAACCUCUGCUAAUUUAGCAUUAUCAUAACACCGCAGAAACAGACACCACUCCAUAGUUGUACUAGAAGCCAUUCCAAACGCUUAAAAAUGGCAUUAGUCCUCACAACUCACAAGACCAUCACAAGAACUCAAGCAUGGCAAGGUUGGGUUCCAGAAACAAAUCAUCCUUAUGGCUCUCCGAUGGGUGCUGCUUCCUCACAGGAGCACUCUCAGCUCUUCUCUUAGUCUGGGGCUUGUGCUCCUUCAUCAUCCCCUUCCCAAACACCGAUCCCAAGCUCAACUCGGUUGCCGCGAAGCUCAAGUCACUGAAUUUACCUCGAAACCAAAUCACCACCAGCUCUGCCCAGGAUUUACUGUAUGACUCGCCGGAAACCACCUUCUACGACGACCCGGAAAUGAGUUACACCAUGGACAAGCCCGUCACCAACUGGGACGAGAAGCGGAGACAGUGGCUGCUGCACCAUCCUUCAUUCGCCGCCGGAGCAAGCGACCGAAUCCUCCUCGUGACAGGGUCGCAGCCGAAGCGCUGCCACAACCCCAUCGGCGACCACCUAUUGCUACGGUUCUUCAAGAACAAGGUGGACUACUGUCGCAUACAUGACAUAGACAUAAUCUACAACAAUGCCCUCCUGCACCCGAAGAUGAACUCUUAUUGGGCCAAGUACCCGGUGGUUAAGGCCGCGAUGAUAGCCCACCCGGAGGUUGAGUGGAUAUGGUGGGUGGAUUCCGAUGCGGUUAUAACCGACAUGGAGUUCAAGCUCCCGCUCAACCGUUACAACGAGUUCAAUCUCAUUAUACACGGAUGGGAGGAUCUGGUUAAGAAGAAGCAUAGCUGGACGGGCCUAAAUGCGGGCGUUUUCCUAAUGCGGAAUUGUCAAUGGUCCUUGGACUUCAUGGAUGUUUGGGCUGCGAUGGGCCCGUCCAGCCCGGAUUAUAAAAAGUGGGGUGAGAAAUUAAUGGCAACGUUUAAAGAUAAAGUCAUCCCCGACUCAGACGAUCAAACCGCGCUGGCUUAUCUGAUCGCGAUGGGGGAGGACAAGUGGACGGAGAAGAUCUACUUAGAAAAGGACUACUAUUUCGAAGGGUACUGGGUGGAGCUGGCUAAGAUGUACGAGAAUGUGAGCGUGAGGUACGAUGAGGUGGAGAGGAGGGUGGGAGGGCUGAGGCGGCGGCACGCGGAGAAGGUCAGCGAGCGGUAUGGCGAGAUGAGGGAGGAGCAUGUGAAAUAUUUUGGGCAGUGGAGGAGGCCUUUCAUCACGCACUUCACUGGGUGUCAGCCUUGCAAUGGGCAUCACAAUCCUGCUUAUGCUGCUGAUGAUUGCUGGAAUGGCAUGGACAGGGCUCUCAACUUUGCUGAUAAUCAGGUGCUGCGAACCUAUGGUUAUGUGCGUCGUAGUUUGAAUGAUAAGGCUGUAACUCCAAUACCCUAUGAUUAUCCUGCUGCAUGAGUAACAAAUCAUGGUACAUGAUAAUGCUAUAAUAACAUAAUGAUGAUUAUAUA
This is a messenger RNA of Lotus japonicus, 1655 nucleotides long. Its product is annotated as galactomannan galactosyltransferase 1-like. Bases 289 to 1602 code for a protein of 437 amino acids. The transcript has a single exon. Gene Ontology annotation, cellular component: trans-Golgi network; endosome; membrane. Gene Ontology annotation, molecular function: galactosyltransferase activity. The record is from RefSeq and is a predicted model, not a curated record. NCBI's taxonomy places the organism in Eukaryota, Viridiplantae, Streptophyta, Magnoliopsida, Fabales, Fabaceae.